Molecule: messenger RNA, 1756 nt
Organism: Teleopsis dalmanni
Lineage: Eukaryota; Metazoa; Arthropoda; Insecta; Diptera; Diopsidae
Product: general transcription factor IIF subunit 1-like
Exons: 5
Coding region: 134-1723 (529 amino acids)
Biological process (GO): positive regulation of transcription elongation by RNA polymerase II; transcription initiation at RNA polymerase II promoter
Cellular component (GO): nucleus; transcription factor TFIIF complex
Molecular function (GO): DNA binding; RNA polymerase II general transcription initiation factor activity; TFIIF-class transcription factor complex binding
Source: RefSeq, a predicted model, not a curated record
UUAGUUGAUAGUAGAGCCCAAAGAAUAUCUGUACACAAGUAUUCUUUGGUGGAGCCUUUAAAGUUGUGGUUUGUUAAAUUGAGGCAGAGUAAAAAUAUUGUGAAGUUGUUAAAUAUUUUUGUGUAGAUACAAAAUGUCUUCGACUUCAGCAAAUGCCAAUGCGUCGCAACCAAGUGCAACAACUGUGCCGACAACUGUUCAGGAAUUUAACAUUCGGGUGCCGAAAAAUGUACGUAAAAAAUAUCAUGUAAUGCGCUAUAAUGCCACUUUAAAUGUUGAUUUUGCCACAUGGCGGAAUGUGAAAUUAGAGAGAGAAAAUAAUAUGAAAGAAUUUCGUGGUAUGGAAGAAGAUGUACCUAAAUUUGGGGCAGGAUCCGAAUAUAAUCGUGAUUUGCGUGAAGAGGUGCGCCGCAAGAAAUUUGGUAUAUCUGCUAAGAAAUAUCGUCCAGAGGCUCAACCAUGGAUACUCAAAGUAGGUGGAAAAACUGGGAAAAAAUUUAAAGGAAUACGCGAGGGUGGAGUUGGCGAAAAUGCUGCGUUUUAUGUAUUCACUCAUGCUCCAGAUGGAGCUAUAGAGGCAUAUCCUCUACAUGAGUGGUAUAACUUUCAACCAAUUCAACGUUAUAAAUCUCUUUCAGCAGAAGAAGCUGAACAUGAAUUUGGAAGAAGAAAGAAAGUUAUAAAUUACUUUUCUUUAAUGUUGCGUAAACGGUUAAAGGGUGAUGAAGAAGAAGAGAAAGAUCCAGAAGAAAUUAAAGUUAAAAAAGUUGGUGGAAAAAAAUCUGAAUUAAAAAUAAGUGAGAUGGACGAAUGGAUUGAUUCUGAUGACGAAUCUGAUUCAGAUGAAGAAGAAAGUAAAAAGAAUGAAGAUAGCGAUGAUGAUAAAAAGUCUAAAAAGAAAAAAGGGCAGGAGAAGAAAAAGAAACGAGAUACUGAUGUUGAAGCGUUUGAGGAAUCGGAUGAUGGUGAUGAAGAAGGUCGUGAAAUGGAUUAUGAUACAUCAUCAAGUGAAGAUGAACCGGAUCCAGAAUCAAAAUUGGACAAAGAUAUGAAGUCUGUAGCAGAAGAGGAUGCACUUCGUAAACUGCUUACUUCGGAUGAAGAAGACGAUGAAGAAAAACAAACAGAUCAAUCCGAUAAAGAUGAAGAUGAGAAGCGCAAAAAAGAUAAAGUAAAAGAAGAGUUGAAUAAAGAUAAAAAGAAAUCUAAAAAUAAAGGAAAAGACGAAAAAAAAGACUCAUCAAGCGAUUUUAGUAGCGAUAGUUCUGAUACUGAUGACGAUAAUUUGAAGAAGAAGGUGAAAGAUACUAAAUUGGUGGUAAAUAAUUCACGUUCAGUUACACCAACAACCUUUAGUGCUGAAGCUAAUAAACGUAAACUUAACAACAUGCCUACGGAUUUAACUGGUUCAGAAAAUAGUAAUAGUCCUGUAACAACGCCAGCAAAACGGACUAAACCCGAUAUGGCGCCCACAUUACCAUCAACUUUUGCUGGAGUUGUAACUGGUAGUAAAGAUGAUUAUGGUAUUACAGAGGAAGCAGUACGUCGCUACUUAAUGCGCAAACCAAUGACUGCUACCGAACUACUACAAAAGUUUAAAAACAAAAAGACAAACGUACCGAGUGAUCGCCUUGUAGAAACUAUGACUCAAAUAUUAAAGAGAAUAAACCCUGUUAAGCAAACUAUACAAGGAAAAAUGUAUCUUAGUAUUAAGACCAAGUAGUCUUAUUUCUGGCGAAAUAUUCUUGAAUUAAAU